Messenger RNA from Schistocerca nitens (vagrant locust), 6491 nucleotides. RefSeq names its product testis-expressed protein 2. Gene Ontology annotation, molecular function: lipid binding. NCBI's taxonomy places the organism in Eukaryota, Metazoa, Arthropoda, Insecta, Orthoptera, Acrididae. The record is from RefSeq and is a predicted model, not a curated record. Gene Ontology annotation, cellular component: endoplasmic reticulum. The transcript has 16 exons. The coding region runs from base 244 to 3513 and encodes 1089 amino acids.
UGACGUUCAACGGUGGUGGAUUGUUUGCUAAGUGACGACACUCGCGGUUAAAAUGUUUUGCUUAGUUCGGUUAAGGUAUUGACAGUUUGUAUAUUUUUAAACAGUGUAUACUGAGUAUCUUGCAACAGUGUUGUGAAGCGAAAGCCGAAGAAAAUAUCACAAGCUGUCAUUUCUGUCGAGCCUCAUUUGCUCAGGUGGAAGUCCUAUCUGUGAAGGCAAGACUCCUGACGCUGAUGCAUAAAGAUGGAUCCAUUGAAACGAGGAUCAGGGAAAUCCAUUACAACAUCUGUUCCAUCAUUUGCAAUUCGAUUUCAUGCCGAUGAUGAAGAAUUGGAAGAAAUCUAUCCUAGCGAAGAUGUGGAUGAUGAUUCAGAAAAGAAGGGGGAAGAGGAAAGCCAGUCAUUACCACCAUCAAGUACGGUAUCAGUUGCAACAACAACUGUUGCUUCUACUUCUGUUGCCACUACUGUCAGUAAUACUACAUCAGGUACUAUUACUGUUACCUCUAGUAGCACAGCUGCCUCCUCCAGAGAUCCAUCUCCUAUGAAAGAGUACCUGAAAGGCUUGGGAAAGAGAUCAACCAGUGUUGACGUUGGUGUUUUGGAUGCUUCGUCUGCAAGUGGCAGUGACACAUGGAGGAUUUUUCAUGAACUGAGGGGCAAGAUAACAAAGACUGUUGAAGAAAAAAUUAGUGAGAUGAAGAGUGAUAGGAGAUCAGGUUCCCUAUCAUUUAGUGACAUUGGUAGGAGUAGUAAACUGUUAGGAAAAAGUAAAGAGAAUUCUAGUAUAAGUGAUUCAGAAGACAUUUCUGAAGCCUCAGGGAAAACAAUGGAGCAGAAAGAUGGUGCUGCUAGGGCAGACCCAUCUCCAAAAAGGUCUUCAAUGGAGAAGUUAUCAAAGAAAGGUUCUAGUUCCAUUGAUGAGAAAGAUGAUCCAGAUGAAGACAGUAAAAGUACAACAGCUCAAGAUGAAGCUUCAGAAGAAGGUCCCGGUACACCUGUGCAGGGCGAGACUGACAGUUUGUCAGAACUGACAGUUCCACCGAAAAAGCUUUCUUUCCAUGCCAAAUUUAGGAGUAAUCUUUCUGGGCUAAGACAUCGACAGCAUUCGCGUAAACCUGCUAUUAUCAGCAGUAUUACAAUGUCAUCUCUUGCAUCUACCAAAGAAGAUGAAAAGACUGAAAACACUGUAGAGGAUGAUAUUGAGUCAGGUGUUGAGGCAUCUGAGGACAUUCAUGUACCAGAACCUGUAAUUGCUAAAGCAGAUCCUGGGAGAUUAGACUGCACGAAAUUUAUUCCGUCCAGCCAAAUGAAAAAGAAAGAACAUGUUUUUAAAUUUGUAGGUUGUCUCUCUUGGAAAUGGUAUAUAUUCAUUAUUUCCUAUUUCAUUUUCAAUUUAUAUGCUCCACUUCCAAAUUUCAUUUUGGGAUUUGUGAAUGGGUUACUUGUUAUGUACAUGAUGUUUUGUCUUAGUAAGUUGUUUAAUCAUAUGUUCGUACCUGACGGAGUUCAUUUGCCACGGAACCUUGAACCAGUUGUGAUUCCAGAUUAUUCAGCCAUGCCUAUAUUGGAAGUUCCACCGGUAAAGGAGUACCAGCCUCUCACAAAAUACGCAGGCUGGAUAAAUGAAUACCCAGGUGUUUAUGAUCCUUCAACUUACCACAUCUCAGAAACACAAACAGUAUAUGUUCGUUUGGAAGGUGAUACACUGCGCAUAUCACACCCAAGGGCUCGUAUCCCAAAGCGCGCCACGUGGAAUGAGCGACGGCACAGACUCCGUUUCAGCCACCAACGUAUAUACAGCAUUGCUGGUUGUGAAGUCAAGUUGCUUCCAGAAGGUCUUGCUCGAAAGAGGCUCUGGAGCAAGAAAUAUCCCAUCUGUAUAAUGUUGCAUCAAGCUGCUAGUAGUGCAGCGAGUGUCAUGAAGGAAUCUGUGGAAGAAAAUUCAGAAUUUGAGAGUGACUCAACAUUGUUUUUUGAUCCUAUAAAUGAAAAUUCUUCUUUAGAAGCAGUGGCAGAGUCUGAUAAAGUCUCAGCAACAGAGGAAGAUGAAGAACUGAGUGGUGAACUUAGUGAUGAUGACACAUUUUGUCAUAUUGAAAAGUCUACUAUCGACCACAAUUGUCUCUACUUGUUUGCACGAACUGACCGAGAGAAAGAAGAAUGGUUCAGACGAUUUGCUGGUGCUGCAAUAUUUGCGUCUAGUCCUGUUAAUCAUGAAGAGGAACCAGCUGUUGUAACAUCAACACAACCUCCUCCUUCACCUCCUCCACCUCCACCAACACCGAAAGUAGCAACUGGACAAACAUCAAGUGAUGCUGAAGUUACAGCACUUUUGAGUCAAGCUGCAUCAUCUGCCUUUAAAUCAGAGGGACAAUUAUCAACAAUUCCAUCAACUGCAUCUUUAUCUCCACAAACUUUGGAUCAACUCAAUUUUAAUGAUUAUACUCGCUUCAUGUCACAGUUUGACUUGGAGUUGUGUGAACCUGGAAGCAGCCGUUCCAUUGGACUGCAACAAAGUCUAUCAACUCACCAAGAAUCACAGCUAACACAUGAUGAGGUACCUGAAGCUGAAACAGAACAGGAUACUUUUAAAGAAAGUGAAAAAGAAUCCCAAGUCUCAGGAAGUGUGAUGUGGAUCAAUGCACUGAUUGGUAGAAUCCUGUUUGAUAUUCUUAGCAAUGAGUACUGGGUGUUAAAAAUCCAGGAACGUAUUCAGAGAAAACUCUCUGCCAUAAAGCUUCCUGUGUUUUUGGAAGAACUCCUUGUGUCGGAACUAGACGUGGGUGACACAAUUCCCCUCAUCCACCGAGCAUCUCUUCCUGUGCUCGAUGAACGUGGUCUCUGGAUGGAUCUGGAUGUUACUUACCAGGGACUGUUUUGUCUGACCUUGGAAACUAAAUUGAACCUUAUGAAGCUGAAGAAAAUUGGCAUCGAAUCAAAAUCAACAAUGAAAAGUGAAUAUUCAUUCACUGAAAAAAGGGGUUCACCAAUGUUUGACAGUGAUCUGGAUGACUCUGCAGAAUCAUCAGAGGAGGAAAGUGAAGUACACAAUAAAAGUACAUCUGAGGAAGAAACUGCAGCAUCACAAGGUGGAGGCACUGGCAAGAAGAUUCUGCGUAUGGUUAGCAGAAUAGCUGCUUCUCGCUACUUUCAGCAGGCUACAGAGUACAAAUAUAUUAAGAAAGCCAUGGAAGAGGUCUCCAACACAAGAUUGCUUCUUUCUGUGGAACUUAGAGGCUUGGUUGGUACUUUGACGCUGAAUAUUCCACCUCCACCUUCUGAUCGACUCUGGUAUGGAUUUAGAGAAAACCCAAAAAUUUGGCUAUCCGCUCGGCCAAAGUUUGGAGAAAGAAGAGUAAAUAUUACACAUGUAAUUGCAUGGAUUGAGAAGAAGCUGCUUGAAGAAUUUCAGAAAAAAUUUGUUCUUCCAAACAUGGAUGAUUUGGUAAUACCACCCAUGACUACUACUUUACCUUACCAGGAGCCACAAUCCAGAAAUAAGCCUCAGUAAAAGGUAGAGCAAGAGGAAUUUGGAAAUGAGCACUUCACAACAUGGACCUGUGGAUGGUUGUGUUGCAUACUGUUAAAAACAGCUUUUGAAAGCUUAGUUCCUGUUGUGGCCUACAGAAGGAGCAGCGUCUGAUUUAUAUUGAAGUGUGGAAGGGUUUUUUUCCAUUAAAUAUAAUACCACUGUGCUGCCAUUGCUAUUCUCUUUUAGAUAUUUGUGUUAAUAUGUGUUUUCAGCAGGCCGUAUUACUUGUAAUGUAUGCUGUGAAAUGGUCGCUCAGAUAGUUAUAUGCCUGAAUGAAAUUGCAAUUUGUGCUGUCAGAGUUUUGUUGUUAUUUCAGUAUGAAUAAUGCUGAUAAACCAACAGUGUGUACCUUGUCAUUCACGUCAUUAAUUUCAGUUUUCAAAUGCUAUGUUACCAACAACUAAUCCAUUCUGUCAUCUGCUUUGUGCCAAUACAGAGCUUCAGUUAGUACUGGCAGUUACUCUGAACUUUGAAAAUGGAUUCUUGAAUGUAGGAAGGACAAUAGCACCAGUUAAGUGCAGCACGAACAAAAAAUUAUAGUCAUUUGUUUUUAAAUUGCCCAAGCAGGACAAUCAUAAUUUACAUUGUGAUCUGCCACAUUAUUUAGAAAUAUGGUAUUACACUUUUCUAAUUAGUAUGUUGUUUAAGUGCAGGUCAGAUAUUUCAGAGAAUCAUCAGCUUUACAUUCCCAGGAAUUAAAUCUCACUGGCAAACAAUGUAAAACAUGUGGCAGAUAACAGAUAAUAAUUGUUAAAAAUUGAAAACUUGAGAGUAAAAGCUAGUAACUUUAAUGUCUGAAUGCUAAAGUAUAGGGACCCUUGUUAAAACUGAGCAGUUCAUUGUUAUAUUUUUAUACAAUAAUAUUUGCGAUGUUUGAUAAACGAACAUUAUAAAUUAUGAAUUGUAGGCUCGAAGUCGAUAAAACAGAUUUAUAUAGAUGCUUUCAGGGUGGAAGCAGUGGUAAUUUUAAGUUCCAUGUUUAUAAUGGUACUUAAGGCCAUAGACUUAUUUUUAAUGUAUUGUUGUUGAAAGCCUGAAGAGGCACAGACUGUUUUAAUUUAGAAUUUUCCUAGAAUUACAUUAUAAACAAAAGCAAACGAAAAAAAGUGGUGCUUAUUUGCAUUCAGGAAUUGUAAUGGUUACUGUUAUGUCAGUAAAUAUUGCUAAAUAUCAUAAACAUACUUAUAUGUGUCAGUGAAUUACACUUUAGUUACUAUCUCUCCCUGAUUUCAGAGGUGCAUUUCUUCAAACAUUUCUUUUGCAUCUCAUUUUUUAAAUAUUGUAAUUAACAUUCUGUAUGCUAUGAACCAAAGCGUUUCUGUUACACUUAAUAAAUAAGGGUAACAGUUUGCUAGAUCUUAUGCAGUGACUGAUGUCAAGGAAAUAAUAUCAUAGCAGUUUGCAUAAUGCAUGACAUGUGAUAAUUAAAUAAGAUAUCGUAUACUUGUCAUGAAUGUGAUAUGAGACUGUGCAGGUUGAUCCACUGAAUAUUAAUGAAUGGGAAGUAUUCAUUUUCUAGCAGCAAUUCGUUUUCCUGUGCUUGUCUUGAUUGUACUUAGAGAUUAAUAUAUAUUUUGAAUAUGUUUCCUGUUUGGGAAACUAAUAAAUAAAUUGUCUGUUGUAUGCAGUGUAGAUUUAAAUUUUUGGAAGUUUGUUGUUGCUGUACAUAGUUUAUCAUAUUGGUGUUUGAAAUGUUAUAUUUUCUGAAAGUUGUUUUUAUAUAAUUUUUGUGUUAUUGUUAGAGUUCUCAUAUUGUGCUCAAAUAAGGAUUUCACUUUUAGUUUUGAUUGUUGCACUAGUACUUAUUUCCUUUCUCAAGUUGUUCUGUUUGCAUGUUUGAAUUAGUGUUUCUUAUUACUCUGUCAAUAUUUCAUGUACUUGCAUUCAUGUGUUGCUAAAAUAUAAUUGUGUGUUUGUUACUGACCAAUAAGCAAGGAAAAUUUACAUCAUGUAAUAAUGUUUAGAAACUUUUAAUAACAAGAAAUUUAAAGGAAUUAUACAAUAUUUAUUCAUGCUCACCAUUAAUUGUCUUUUAUCAUGAAAAAUUAUUACAUUCCUAAAACAUGUUGAUAAAUUAUCAUUUCCAAAAAAUGAACUUAAUCUAUUAUCCUGUUAGUUCUUUUUGCUCAAGUUGACAUAAAAAUAAUGUAUUGAUGGACCUAGAAACUGAUUUGCUUGUUGGUUAUCCCUCUCUCUUGCCUUGACUAUUGAAUAUGUAUCUCAGUUUCUGUUGGGGCAUCAAAACUGAAGUAGAUUUCAGACAGUUCAUUGAAUGAACCAGCAUUUCAGAAAUACAAUAUCUUAAUUAUGUAUUUAUUGACUGCCCCUCUGUGCUUCAAAACUGUUAAGUUCCCAAGAGAUGCUUUUAGAAACUUAGGCACAUUUUAUUAUAAAUUUGGCUUAGUGAUGCUUUAUUUCUCAGUAUUCAUUUGUAUGUUACAUUACAGUCUUCUUUAUGUGGAUUUUAUGUCCAGUGACAUCUUAAAUUCCUUAUUGUGAGAAGCAGAACAGAUCAAGUGAAAUAACCUUUCUGUAAAUAUAUUGCAACUUAUGGCUGUAGUCCUGUAUCUCAAGGAAAACUAUUGAUUUCAGCUAGAACUCACAUUGACUCUGUUACAGAGAAAAUUGUCUUUCAAUAUAGUUAAUAUAUUGUUUUCCUUUUUUUUUUUGCUAGUCAGAUGAAUGAAUGAUAAUAUUUUGUGUUAAAAUUGAUUUGUAAUGUUUAGUAAUAAUAACAAUAAUUGUAUAUCUGCAUUUAGGUAACAAGCAGUUUUAUGUGCAAUUUCAGAUGUGCUGUUCUCUAUAGCUCUAUUUUUCAGAUUUACUUGUGAUAAGAAAACCAAAAACAAUUUUUAAAGAAUAUUUGUUAGAUUCUGCAUGAUUCUGUGCUGAUUAUGUAUUUAUGAUAAGAAAAAUGUAUUAUUUGUAUUUUUCUGCUAUAAAAAAUGAGUGUUCUC